Messenger RNA from Phlebotomus argentipes, 540 nucleotides. RefSeq lists its product as uncharacterized. Lineage: Eukaryota; Metazoa; Arthropoda; Insecta; Diptera; Psychodidae. The transcript is spliced from 3 exons. The record is from RefSeq and is a predicted model, not a curated record. Bases 119 to 457 code for a protein of 112 amino acids.
GAUGAAACCGCGGACAGUAUAAAAGCAGAAUCUUUGGCGAAUAUCUCAGCUAAAGUAUAAGUCACUCCGUUACUGUGAAACCCUUGAGCAGUUCUUAAACUACAAACAGUCACUCGAAAUGGCUAAAUUUGUGUUCGUGACCAUCUUUGCCGCCCUGGUGGCGUUCUCCUUCGCUCAUCCUUACGGAUCCUUUGAGCACGGACACGGGCAUCAGAGCCAUGGUGGCCACGGUGGCCAUGGAGGACAUCAUGAUCAGCACAGAGGACAUCACGACCAGCACGGAGGAUUCGGAGGAUCGCAUGGACAAUCGCACGGUUUCAAUCAGGGACACGGAGGACAUGGAGGACACGACGGUCACUCACGCGGUUUCGGAAACUCUCACGACAAUCACGGUCAUGGAGGACACGGUGGACACAGUCACGGAGGCUAUGAUCAGGGACAUAAUACUCGAUACUAAAGGCUGAGAAUUGAUUGUAUUCUUCGAUCAAAAUUUGUCUUUUUGGCCACAUAAAAACAAAAAUACAUGUGUAUGAGUUGAAA